AUGUCGCCCGCUGCUCCAACCCCGGCAGCCCAGAAGCAGAGGACUCGUACCAACGUUCGACAGUCAAAAGCCCGACGAAUAAAAUGCGACGAGGCCAAGCCACACUGCCUGCGCUGUCAGCGAGGCAAACGCACUUGCGGAGGAUAUCCCGACGGCGCUCCUCCGAGCAGCCAAACGAGCGCCGUGUUGCUCUCUGCCAAACCGGGAAAGGUCGAAGGCAUCCAUAUCAGUAAACCCAAACAGCUGGGGUCAAACCCGGAACUUGACCGUCUGCGUCUUUUGGCCUGCACCGUGCUCUCGCAGGGACAGCCUGGCGCGAGGACAGAGGCAGAGACUGCAUUCUGGGGUCACCUGGUGCCCCAGCUCGCACUGUCCAUUCCGAGCGUCAGAGAGGCGGCCGCCGCGUUUGGAGCAUCCUACGAGCAACAGAUGCUGAAAAGAACCUGCGACGCCGCCAAAUUCAAGGCGUUGAAACAAAUCACGGCGGCGAUGGCGAAAAUUCGACAAGACGUCCUCGAGCUCCCCCAUGGCCCUUUGCCCAUCCUUGUUGCGUGCAUCCUGCUCGCCUCGGCUGAAACAAUCCAGUACCGACAUACUGAUGCCUUGCUUCAUCUGCGUGGCGCCUACUCCGUCCUGAACUCCCGUGAAUGGCUUGCUACGAGAUCCUCCAACGGCAAAGCUCUGGCAGAGGACGACCUCUCGUAUCUGUUUGGAAAGCUGGACCUGCAAGUCAUCACGUAUGCGCGGGGGAACUCUCCAGAGCUUCAAUACCCUGUGGCGGCGGCUGGGUUGGACGACGCAGACCUGGCGGCGUUGACUCCACAAAAGGCAGACCGUGAGCUCUUCCGGACGUUGCACUCUUGUUACGCUUUUGCUACAGUGGCAUCUGAAUACAAAUAUCUCCCUCGCGCCGAUGUUCGGGAGACGCUGGUGCCGGAGCAGAGCCGCCACAUAGCCAGACUGAAAAGAUGGCUUUCGUGUUAUCGACAGUACUUACAGACAGAUCCGGACAUCUCGCCACUCAACUAUCAGCAUGGACUGGUACUUCAGGCGCACUGCCUCAGCGCACUUGUCUACGUCGCGAAUAUCCUCGACCCGUUGGAAAUGGCAUACGACAAGUACGCGCCACAAUUCCAGCAAAUCAUCGAGUGUGUUGAAGAAGCCAUGGGUGCGAGAUCGACCGAAGCCGAGAUGCCUACAUAUAACGCGGAGAUGGGGUUGAUCGAGCCUCUUUUCUUGACGGCCAUCAAGUAUCGAGAUUCCGGGUGGCGGGCGAGAGCCAUAUCGUUACUGCGGAGAUGCGGGAGAGAAGGGCCAUGGUGCGGAUAUGUCGAAGCGACCGCCGCCGAAUGCGUGGUGCGUGCGGAAGAGACGGCGGUGGCAGCCGCAGCCGCAGCAGCAUGCCACGCAACAAGCCUCACACCCACAGCCUCGUGUGACAAGGGAUCAGCAGCUUUGGCGAAACCCGCGUUCCUUCCUGAAGACAUUCCCGAGCAGGCACGAAUAGCCGGACACUCUCUGUUUGAUAUCGUCGAGGACGCCUCAGGCUCCCAAUGGGCUGUCGUGGAAAUGUCCCGGUGCCGCGACAUGGAAGCGAUGCUGUUUGAUGGGCAACCACGGCCGAAAGUCACGAAACAUUGGUACAUGUGGAAGGAGACGUGUCGGCUUUGGCAUUCAUGA
Molecule: messenger RNA, 1680 nt
Organism: Fonsecaea nubica
Lineage: Eukaryota; Fungi; Ascomycota; Eurotiomycetes; Chaetothyriales; Herpotrichiellaceae
Exons: 3
Coding region: 1-1680 (559 amino acids)
Biological process (GO): regulation of DNA-templated transcription
Molecular function (GO): DNA-binding transcription factor activity, RNA polymerase II-specific; zinc ion binding
Source: RefSeq, a predicted model, not a curated record